AUGUCUUCGGCACCGCUUCUACAAGCUACUCCCGGCAAGCGAAUUGCUCUGCCCACCAGGGUCGAGCCUAAAGUGUUUUUUGCCAACGAGAGAACAUUCCUCUCGUGGCUGAACUUCACCGUGGUUCUUGGAUCGCUGGCUAUUGGUCUUCUCAACUUUGGCGAUAAAGUGGGGAGAAUCUCGGCCUCGUUAUUUACGCUGAUUGCUAUGGGCACCAUGAUCUAUGCACUGGUCACAUACCAUUGGAGAGCCGCUGCCAUCAGAAGACGUGGGUCUGGACCUUACGACGAUCGGUUUGGCCCUACGAUGCUUUGUUUCUUCCUGCUUAUUGCUGUGAUUGUGAACUUUGCGCUGAGAAUAAGGGCCUAG
Messenger RNA from Ogataea parapolymorpha DL-1, 369 nucleotides. Its product is annotated as Vacuolar transporter chaperone 1. The coding region runs from base 1 to 369 and encodes 122 amino acids. The transcript is spliced from 2 exons. Gene Ontology annotation, cellular component: fungal-type vacuole membrane; vacuolar transporter chaperone complex. Lineage: Eukaryota; Fungi; Ascomycota; Pichiomycetes; Pichiales; Pichiaceae. The record is from RefSeq and is a predicted model, not a curated record.